AUGGGAUACCUGCUAAUGCCUGGUAACAUGCAGCUGCCAUCGCCGGUACCACACCUCCAUGGAUCUCGCACGCCUCACUUUUUAGUGGAAUGGACCACCCUUCCCUACCCGGAAAACAAACACACCCAAGUCACCCACUCUCCCAAGUGUUCACAAGAGUCCAACUCUCCGAAGUGUCUUCAGCUCUCCCAGGUGUUCAGUCACUCAAUAGAUCACAACAGCGCCCGAUCCUCGGACACAUACAAACCCGAGUCCUCAACUCCGCCAAGUCUCCAACACUCCCAAGUGUCAACACUCCCAGCUCUUCAAACCGCCAAUACUCCCACGUCUCCAGAAUAUCUUUGGCCUUCAGUCACCAACAAUACAGCAAACCGCACAAUGCCACCACCUUCAAUUACAGCCCGCCAACACACGGGGGUUACCAACUCUCCCAGCAAUACUGGUCCAGUCAACUCUCCCAACAAUACUGAUCCAGUCAUCCCUCCAUUGGCUGUCGUCGCCAGGACAAAAACCGUUGAACUCUUCAACAAUACCCAGUCCAUUUCAAAAGCUCUACUUUUGAAGAACAAUCUACUUUAUGCCGGGAACCGAACCAUCUUCCCUGAAUUUGCCCAGGUCAUCUUCGGCAUUCUCCAACACUGGCACCUCAUCAGCAACCAUGGCUUCGAAUAUCUCCAUGAACUUUCUCACAAUACCUCCUUUGUACUUACUGAGUUCAUGAAUCUCUUAUGUAAUUACUCAGGUCAGCUUUCUGAGGUUACGGGAGCUACAUUGGCAGGCGCCAAUUACAAAACUUGGAACGACAUACACUAUUUGCAAACCAAGCUUGACGAUUGGUACUUGUUUAUAAGUGUAUUGAGGUUCGCGAGAGAGAAAGAUAGUAGGGAGCGCGAAAAACUCGAAAAAAUUAUUACGAGGAGUGCCCGCAAGUCCCGCGAGAACAACAUACAAAUCGCAAAGGAUUUUGUCGCCCAACUUCCUAACAACUCUGGCUCUGACCCUGACGUCGACCCUGACUCUGACUAUCCGGUCGACGCCAGUAAACCCUCCCCAGCCGUCCAAAGUUUAAAGAGUGGCUCCGAGAUAACUCUUUCAAAUUCUGAGGCUUUGCCAGAGACUACUAGAGACAUUCACCAGAAGCUGAAGUCGAUUCUUACAAUAUUCCGUAGUGUCCGUUCUGUCGACCUACCAACUAUACCUCCCCUUUGCCCGGUUGCGAACAUAGGAACACUUAACCUUGGAGAGGCUCUUUUCGUCGACGCACUCUCUCAUCAGAAACAUAUCGGGCAAUGGAUCCAAAUAUGGCCCGAACCACCUGACUUUAACACUUUGAGAUUUACCAAGGCUAGUCUUUGCAAGGCUACGACUUCUUACCACGUCUUCCGCUUUUGGCCUGACCCCCGUCCUGGAUAUGAGAAGUGGUUCUGCACGAAGUACACACACCGUAGUCAUCCUAAGGCUGAAUGGCGCAAACUGCUCGUUUGCUGGAAAUCAACUCCAUCUUCCACCCAAAGGCAGCUGGUCGAUACUUUAAUGGCGCGAAUAGACAGGACUGACCCCCAUAAGGCUCUUUACCAUUGGUCUUGCCACUCGAUUGCUCCUUUGAAGGACGAAAUGAUCGUAUUUCUCAAGAAGACUUUGCGAGACGAUUCUCAAAUGAAGGAGGGUUUUAUUCAGGCCUGGUCUCCUCCCAAACCAGCGCCCACUUUCUCCCCCAAACCAGCGCCCCAUUUCUCACCCACGCCGGCGAAUAAAACCCCUAUAUAUACCAAAGAACCACACUUUAAGAUAUUGCCUGAUUGGGAGAAUCCCGCCAGGGAAUUGGUGGUCUCAUGGACCAAAUUGGAGGGUUGA
This is a messenger RNA of Hyaloscypha bicolor E, 1854 nucleotides long. RefSeq lists its product as uncharacterized. The coding region runs from base 1 to 1854 and encodes 617 amino acids. NCBI's taxonomy places the organism in Eukaryota, Fungi, Ascomycota, Leotiomycetes, Helotiales, Hyaloscyphaceae. The record is from RefSeq and is a predicted model, not a curated record. The transcript has 2 exons.